Molecule: messenger RNA, 2415 nt
Organism: Rattus norvegicus (Norway rat)
Lineage: Eukaryota; Metazoa; Chordata; Mammalia; Rodentia; Muridae
Source: RefSeq, a predicted model, not a curated record
AGGGCGCUGGGCGCCGUGUGGUGGCAGUCGGCGGCGACGUGGGGGUGUGGGUCCGGCUGUGCGGCGUUGGUGGUAUAGUGGUGCUGCCUUCCAAGCAGUUGACCCGGGUUCGAUUCCUGGCCAACGUAGCGUGCCCAACUUUUGCCAAGGUCCUCACCCAGGACGCGCCGACCGGGACCCUGCGUGGAGCCGCGGAGCUUGGGCCCAGGCUCUACUAGGCGGGGAAGAUCGGAAAGCGCCAGACCUUUUCAGUUCAUCUCCUAGACCUCAUCAGACUCUGACCCAGUUCUUGAAUGACUUUGGAGACCCAGAUGUUUCAGAAUGCACAUUCUGGAAGCCAAUGGCUACUCCCACCACUGACAAUGUUGCUGCUGUUUGCUUUUGCAGACAGGCAGACGGGAGAUCUUCUGAAGGCUGUGGUGAAACGUGAUCCCCCAUGGAUCCAGGUGCUCAAGGACGACACUGUGACGCUGACGUGCGAAGGGACCCACAAUCCUGGAAACUCUUCUACCCAGUGGUUCCACAACCAGAGCUCCACCUGGGGCCAGGUCCAAGCCAGCUACACGUUUAAGGCCACAGUCAAUGACAGUGGAGAAUACCGGUGCCGAAUGGCGCACACCAGCCUCAGCGACCCCGUACAUCUGGAAGUGAUUUCUGAUUCAGAGGAGAACAGAGAAUUUAAAAAGAUCUUAUUGAAAAAACCAGGUAUGGUGACAUGAACCUUUAAUCCCAGCAUUUGGGAGGCAGAAGCAGGUGGAGCUCUGGGAGUUGGAGUCCAGCCUGGCCUGCAGGGUGAGUAGGAUACCAGGGCUACUAUAACAAGACCUGACACAUCUCAACCAAACCAAGCCAAACCAAACCAGACCAAACCAAACCAGACCAGACCAAACCAGACCAGACCAAACCAGACCAGACCAAACCAAACCAAACCACCAAACAAAGAGCUCUUACCAGGCUUACAGGACAUGAUAGCUCACACCUGUAUGUAAUAUUGACUGAGACAGGAAGCAUGCUGGCAGCCAUGGUUAUGUAAUGACUUCUUGGUCAGCCUGUGCUUCAAUGUCACAAACUUCUACACUCCCCAAAAAGGUCAGACACUUCCGUUUUUUUUGUUGGUGGAAGAUUCCACUCAGGGUGUGCUGUGCUCUCAAAUGCUUAUGUUCCAAGGUUGAGAUGUUGCAAUCUUACCACCAAGGCAUGGUAUUAGGGGGUGGUCCUGGGAGGAGGUAACUAGGUUAGGAGAGUGGAGUCUGUAUGAGGAAGACCUACAAAAGUUCUGUAGGAAUGACAAUAAAGCUCACUUCUAUAAACUAGGAAGUGAGCUCUCAUUAGAGGUAACAUUUCUGGCCUCUGGCUUUGGAUUUAUUUGAGAAGUGUGCAUUGUUUAUAAUGUCACCGAGGUCCUGUUUUGAACAUUUGUUUAUUAGGUUGAGAGUACCAUGGAGCCCAGGUUCGAGGAUAACCUUGAACUCUGCUCCUUCUGCUCUACCUGCCACAUCCUGGGAUUACAGACAGGCUCUACCACAUCUGGCUUAGGUGCUUAGUUUAUGGUACUUUGUCAAGGAAGCCGGAGCAGACUAGGAUAGAGAACCUGGCCUGAUUCAGGCUCUACUCAAUCAAAUACAGUUAAGGACUACUUACCUCACUUUCUAAGAGUUGUUAAAAAAAAUCAUAUCAUUAAACUAGUAAUCCCAGACCAUAAACACUUAUUCUAAUAAUAAACCAAAAGUUCUAUUCUACAACACCUAUAGUUACUGAAAUUAAUGUAUGUCCUACAUUAAGUAUAGUGUUUUAAAUCCAUAAAACUGUUUUGAAAUUGUUUUUAAGACCUCAUAAAUGUAAUGGAAUGUUUUUUCUGUGUGAGUCACGUGGACCUGUGGGAUAGGCUGCUGCACAGGCUCUGGGUUUUUGUCGUUGUUGUUGUUGCUGCUGCUGUUGUUGUUGUUCAUAUGGGCCAGGCUUGCUAUAUAGCUGAGGAUGACCUUGCAUUUCUGAUUGUUCUGCCUCCACCUCUGAGGUGUUGUGAUUUUACAACAUUACCUGUCCCUACCGAUUAAACUCAGGCCCUCAUGUCUGCAUUCUGCUGAGAGACGUUCUGAUGAGAGAUUCUCCAGCACUUUGGUGUCUUUUUGUUUGUGUGUUGGAUUUUUUUUUUUCCGGAGUUGGGGACCGAACCCAGGGCCUUGCGCUUGCUGGGCAAGCACUCUACCACUGAGCUAAAUCCCCAACCCCAUUUGUCUUUUUUAUUUCUUUCUUUCUUUCUUUCUUUCUUUCUUUCUUUCUUUCUUUUUUUUUUUGGGGGGACAGUUUCUCUAUGUAGCCCCAACCAGGGUGGCCUCGAACUCGAAGAGUCUCUAGAGUUUGGGUAAUAAAGUCGUGUGACACCAUCGCCCAGCUACCCCUUUGUAUCUUACU